Messenger RNA from Brassica napus (rape), 1661 nucleotides. Its product is annotated as protein IQ-DOMAIN 2-like. Gene Ontology annotation, molecular function: protein binding. The record is from RefSeq and is a predicted model, not a curated record. NCBI's taxonomy places the organism in Eukaryota, Viridiplantae, Streptophyta, Magnoliopsida, Brassicales, Brassicaceae. The coding region runs from base 212 to 1492 and encodes 426 amino acids. The transcript is spliced from 6 exons.
CCACAGAGCGGCCCAAUAUAGACAGACAUACCGUCACAAAUACUCAACACACAUCUUUGAAUCCAUUUCUCUCUAUCUUCUAUAUCUCGGCAUGUGAAGUUGAGAAGGCGUUGUUUUUUUUUUCAGUCUUGAAGACUUUUGGAGCUCUCCUACUUCUUAACAGAUCUGGUGUUACACUCUCUACCGCAGAAGGAUCAAUCAUACAGGAGGUAUGGGCAAAAAAGCUAAAUGGUUUUCUAGCGUUAAGAAAGCUUUCAGCCCAAAUUCUAAGUCGAAACACAAAUCGCCUGAGAGCCCUAAUGGUGUAGUCUCUAACCCUCCUCCCCAGCCAGAUAACGCCAGACAACCUUCGUUACCUCCUCCUCCUCCUCCUCUUGAAGUGAGAGUAGCUGAAGUGAUUGUUGAACAGAACAAGAAUCUUUCCCCUCCUUCAACAAAUGCUGUGAAUGCUUCGACGACUGAUGUUCCUGCAGUAGUAGUCCCUUCUUCAUCUGCUCCUCCUGAGGUGGUUCGCCGUCGUGCUACAGCCACUCGGUUUCCUGGGAAGUCGAACGAAGAAGCGGCUGCAAUCUUGAUUCAGACUGUAUUUAGAGGCUAUUUGGCGAGAAGAGCACUGCGGGCAAUGAGGGGUUUGGUUAGGCUUAAGUUACUGAUGGAAGGAUCCGUUGUUAAACGUCAAGCUGCAAACACUUUAAAAUGUAUGCAGACACUCUCUCGUGUACAGUCUCAAAUCCGAGCUAGGAGAAUCAGGAUGUCCGAAGAGAACCAGGCUCGUCAGAAACAGCUCCUUCAGAAGCAUGCCAAAGAGCUUGCUGGCUUGAAGAACGGUGGUAACUGGGAUGAUAGCAUUCAGUCAAAGGAAAAAGUUGAAGCGAAAUUGCUGAGCAAGUACGAGGCAACUAUGAGAAGGGAAAGAGCAUUGGCUUAUGCAUACUCUCAUCAGCAAAACUGGAAGAACAAUUCUAAAUCAGGAAACCCAAUGUUCAUGGAUCCGAGCAAUCCUACUUGGGGCUGGAGCUGGUUAGAGAGAUGGAUGGCUGGUCGGCCAUUGGAAGAACCAAACAAUGACACAAAAUCUAUAAACCGUAAGAACAGUUUCUUCUCUCCUCCAACUCCCUCAAGACUAAACCAUUCCUCCAGAAAAUCUAAAGACGAGGACGACGCCAAAAGCACAAUCUCGGCCCUAUCCGAGAGGAACCGCAGACACAGCAUCGGUGGUUCAUCAGUAAGAGACGACGAGAGCCUUGCUGGCUCACAGACUCUCCCGAGCUAUAUGGUUCCAACUAAAUCAGCUAGAGCCAGGGUCAACAAGCCGCAGAGCCCACCAUCAAGUGGUAGUACCACACAGCAGGAGAGCGAUGGCGGCUUUGGAGACAAGGCAUCGGCUAAGAAACGCCUCUCUUAUCCGAGUUCACCUGCAUUGCCUAAACCAAGACGGUUCUCAGCUCCGCCUAAGGUGGAAGUCGGCGUGACCAAUGGAGUAGGAAGCUGAGGGUAUUUACUGUUACUGUCAUAUAUUUAUUACCAUUUUAUUGAUCUGUCCGAGAUGAGUUGUGUCAUGUUUGUUAUGUGUUCCACCCCCUCUCCCCCUUGUGCAGCAGUGUAAACGCCUGUCAUUUAUUUAUUUAAUUUAAAAAAAUUAUUAUUCGAACAACGUUAAA